This is a messenger RNA of Stylonychia lemnae, 279 nucleotides long. Lineage: Eukaryota; Ciliophora; Spirotrichea; Sporadotrichida; Oxytrichidae. The record is from the annotation of a GenBank genome assembly.
AUGAAACUUGAAGCACUUGAGAACAACCUUGUCCUCUCUCAAAUGAGAGUAGUUCACGCAACAACAACUAUAGCUGGGUCUAAUGAAGCUAUAGCAGUGCUUUAACCUAGUGAGGUAGAGGUGGUCGUGCCUAUAGGCACUCUUGAAUUUAAAAUACCUACAUCAAGCCUAAUGGUGCAUGAUUAAAUAAAAAUUGAACUACCUGGGUCAAACCAUUUCAACUCGACCCAGCUAGGGCAAGCUGUUGAGACCUUGCUGACUCUCUAGAGUAAAAUAUGA